This is a messenger RNA of Apis cerana (Asiatic honeybee), 1776 nucleotides long. RefSeq names its product tRNA (uracil-5-)-methyltransferase homolog A. The record is from RefSeq and is a predicted model, not a curated record. Gene Ontology annotation, molecular function: RNA methyltransferase activity; RNA binding. Lineage: Eukaryota; Metazoa; Arthropoda; Insecta; Hymenoptera; Apidae. Gene Ontology annotation, biological process: RNA processing.
AUGGAAUUCUCAAACGAAUCUAUAGAAAUAGAAAAGAAUCCUUACGCGUAUCUUGAAAGAGCUGAUUUUACGUCAGAAAAAUAUAAAAUCGAAGUACACGGAUUACCAAAAUAUUAUGGAAUUGGCGAGUUUAAAAAACUCUUAAAUGAAAAGCUAGAUUUGCAAUCGUGUAAAAUAAAGCCACCAAAACGAAGCAGCGGAUGGCUUUAUGUAUCUUUUAGAAACGAAGAAAGUCGUCAGAAAGCAAUAGAAACGUUAAAUGGAAUUUUAUGGAAAAAUUACAAGCUUAGUGCUCAGAUCGCGAAACCUGCACCAGAUCCAUUUAUAAAAAAAAAAUUAGAAGAGAAAAAUGCAAAGAAGCGUUUGAAAAUAGAAGAGGAUGAUCAAAGUAUAUCCAUAGAAGAUAAAGUUAAAUUAACUACUAUUCCUCUUUGGAAUAUGCCUUAUCCGAGUCAAUUGGAACUAAAACAAAAGGAAAUGAAUUCAAUUUUGACAACUAUAUGCAAACAAAUGUUGAAAGAAAGUAAAGGUGAUCUUUUGGAUUGGUUGAAUUGUCAAAAAAAUAAAUAUCAAGGUUUACCUUGUGAAUUGCUUCCUAUUUUAAGUAUAGAUACAAUUAAGGAAUAUAGAAAUAAAUGUGAAUUUACAGUUGGUAAAAGUGACAAAGAAGACAAAAUUGUAAUAGGAUUCAGAUUAUCUACUUAUGCAUCUGGCUCCACAGCAGUGGGACCUAUCGACAAUCUUUGUCAUAUUCCUAGUAAAAUGAAAAUUGUAGUUAAAGUACUUGAAGAAUUCAUGAAAAGCACUGAAUUAACACCUUUUGAUCCAGUUGAUUAUAGUGGCUACUGGAGACAAGUUACAGUUAGAACUACUCUUUCUGAUCAUCUUAUGGUAAUAGUGGGGAUACAUCCUCAAGAUUUGACCUCUCAAAAAUUGGAUGAAUUGAAAUUACAACUCAAAACUUUCUUUGAAAUUGGAAAAGGUGUACAAGCACGAGUAACGUCGUUAUAUCUUCAAAUAAUGAAAAUAAAAAGUAUCGACGGAAAAGAUGAAGAAAAUUUUCAUCAUAUCAGUGGAACAAAAUACAUAGAAGAAAAAUUAUUAGAUAUGAAAUUUCGAAUAUCUCCUCAAGCAUUCUUUCAAAUAAAUACAUUGGGUGCUCAAGUAUUAUACAAAGCAGCGAUUGAUUUGGCAAAACCAAACAUGGACACUGCGUUACUCGAUAUUUGUUGCGGCACUGGGACUAUUGGUCUUGCAUUUUCAAAGUAUUGUGGUGAAGUAUUUGGAUUAGAAAUGAUAGAGGAUGCCAUCAAAGACGCAAAAGAAAAUGUUAUUGCGAACAAGAUAUCGAAUUGCGAAUUCUUCGUGGGCAAAGCAGAAGAUAUUUUAUCUCCCGUUAUUCGAAGGGCGACUAAACCGGACAUUAUCGCUAUUGUGGAUCCUCCACGAGCUGGACUUCAUCAAAGAGCGUUACUAACUAUGCGCAAAGCGAGAAAAUUAUCAAGAUUAAUAUAUAUAUCUUGCGAUCCUCGGGCAGCUAUGAGAAAUUUAAUAGAUUUAGCUAGGCCCAUUUCGAAACAAUACGUCGGAGAACCAAUGGUUCCUGUGAAAGCUGUUGCCGUAGACAUGUUUCCAUAUACCAAACAUUGUGAAUUAGUACUAUGCUUAGAAAGGUUAUCCAUAGCCACGAAAGCACGCGAUUCCACUUAAUUGUAAUUGUAUACGUACAAUUUAGUCUUGUAACGUGUAUUUUUCAAUAAAUUAUUUGAAUAAAAA